CGCACGGUGAUUCAACGAGCCGCGAGCAGUAGAGACUUAGUACGCGAAUAAGAAGGUGCUGAGAGUGGGAUUUUUUUUCUCGCAACAAACUUGCUUUUAGCAGCAGCAGCAGAAGAGCCUUUCAUUUCUCGGUACUCGGACGGGGCUGGUCGUCGAUAGGAACCGAACCGCUCUUGGGACACAUCAUAACAAACCGGACUCGAAAAUCCUCAAGGUCCCAGUGACACCAGUAAGUGCUUGUGAAAGGUGUCCUUUCCCCCUCGGCAAUUUACCCCCCGGGCUAUGUGAUACGUGGAAGCUCGAACAGAGUGCAGUCAGUUGUUUUCGUGAUUAGUGCCAGGAGUACGGGUUGCAAAAGAAUCUGUGUUUGAACGAGAGGAAUUCCCGGAGAAUCUAGCAACAACGAUGGCCAUCAAACCGGGAAUGGGACGGAAGGUUUCCACCAAGAACCCACCCUUUCUGAGCCAUGAAUUCGUUAUCCAGAAUCAUGCCGACAUUGUGUCCUGCGUCGCGAUGGUUUUCGUCGUCGGAUUGAUGCUUCAGGCCACCAACUCGAUCGCCAGCAUCUUCAUUGCCUUGCACCACAACGUCACUGGUGCCGAUCCGAGCCAUGAGAACCCCCAGGGUGAACCCUACUUCUACACCUCCGGCUGGAAGGAUGGCUGUGCGGUGUUUUUCUACACCCUGAUCUGCAUCAUCAUGCACGCCAUCCUGCAGGAGUACGUCUUGGAUAAAAUCUCCAAGAAGCUGCACCUGUCCAAGUUCAAGCUGUCCCGCUUCAACGAAUCCGGUCAGCUGGUAGUGUUCUACGCUAUGUCCUUCCUGUGGGGCUUCGACGUGAUCGUCCGGGAGCAGUACAUUGGCAACAUGGCCAAACUGUGGGAGGGCUUCCCCGAGCACCCGAUGAUGUUCCUGCAUAAGCUGUUUUUCAUCAUUCAGCUGGCGUACUAUCUGCACAUGCUGCCGGAACUGUACUUCCAGAAGGUGAAAAAGGAUGAACAGAGGGCCAAGGUUGAGCAUGCCCUCGGUGGGUUCUUCCUCAUCGCUACUGCCUACUUCCUAGGAUUCCAGCGCAUCGCUCUGGUCCUGCUGACUCUGCACUACUUCUGCGAGUUCAUCUCUCACGCAUUCCAACUGGUUAACAUUUUCGACAAGGAGGAGAAGUUUGUACGACUGCGCCUGGCCCACAAUGUGGUGUUCAUCUUGACCCGCUUCGCCACGAUGGUGCUGGCCUUCCUGACGCUGUUCUACGGAAUCGACAACGUGUCGCAAAUGAAGCGUAGCUUCAUGCUGGCCACGGUCUUCGGCCUGCAGGGUUACCUGAUCUUCGACUUUAUCUCUAACGUGCUGCGAUCGAAGCGUGAAAGCUCGACCGAACAGCAGUCCGAUCGUCCCCAGAAGCAGGCCCUGGUCAAGAGCGAAAAGUCCAAGAAGGAACGCAAGAAGGAAAGCGAUCUGCCCGAAGCCGAUCAGAAUGCCGCCCAGGCUUCGCCGGCCCCGGCCGGUGGAAAGGCCUCCAAGAAGGUUAAAACUAAAUAAGUCAGUCCAGUUCUGUCGUUCAUCUCUUGAGUUGCAUUAAGUUUCUUACGGAACAAAAAAUAAACACACAAACACACACACAACAGCAAACAGCGUAUGGUAGGAAAUUUUUUAGAAAUUUUAAAUCAAAGUACAUAUGCUCAAACCCGAUUCAAAAAUCCACUUUUUUACUCACAAAUCAGCGCCAUCUGAUUUCUCGCGCGGGUACCAGUCGAGAUAGUUUUUAGUUAAACAGUUUUUUUUUUUUUCAAAUCAUUUCCUUUUUCUCGAUGCCUGUCCUCUUUGACCCUGUGAGCUCAUAGGUUUAAAAAAAGGUAUCUUUAUCAGUAUAAUCGAACGGGAUGCGAAAUGAAAAUGGUUUUUAUAUGCAUUUACAACAACAUGGAAUGCAGAUGUGCAUGCAGAACAGCAAUACAGGAGCAAGCCUGUUAGCAAACAUUAUGAGAAGCUCGUGAAGUUUAUACAUUAUUAUUUUUUGUUGAAAGAGUCUUUAUUUUAAGUUUUUUUUUUUCCCUUUUACGAUUUACACGCAAAUUGAGUUCGAGAAACAGGAUCAGAGUAUACACUUAUUUUUUUGUAUGUUCUAAUGCAAUAAUUAAAUAAAAACUGAAACAAAUUCUAUCCGAA
This is a messenger RNA of Ochlerotatus camptorhynchus, 2166 nucleotides long. It is a transcript of the gene TRAM, whose product is annotated as translocating chain-associated membrane protein 1. Gene Ontology annotation, cellular component: endoplasmic reticulum membrane. The coding region runs from base 406 to 1539 and encodes 377 amino acids. Gene Ontology annotation, biological process: SRP-dependent cotranslational protein targeting to membrane, translocation; protein insertion into ER membrane. The transcript has 5 exons. Lineage: Eukaryota; Metazoa; Arthropoda; Insecta; Diptera; Culicidae. The record is from RefSeq and is a predicted model, not a curated record.